AUGCUAUCCGAAUACCCCCAGUACGACGGAUACUGGCGCCUCAGCCAGUGGUACUGCAAGAAAAAGGCAGACAUCCUGGAACACGUCCAGAAACAAGGCCGCAUCGUAACCCGCUACACACCCAAGUCUCAACUCGUCACAAAGCAAAACCUCACCGAUCGCGGCUCCCUACCAUACGAAAGCGAAGCCAUCAGCCUCGAGGAACUCCAGCGCUUCAUCCGUGACCGACGUCUGCAGUCGUCCGGCGAGACGCCCCGUCGAGCCGAGUGCGUGGAAGUACUUGAGAAAGCAGACGAAGAGCAGAAGUUCGAGAACUGUCGAUUGCUGCGCAAAGACGCCCUGCCACUUUUCUACCAGUCUACGGUCUUCAAUCUGUACUACUGCUACGAGAAGACCCCAGGCAAGAAAACAAGUCUCCAACACUGUCUCGAAACCACCCUCUUCCUCAAGAGCCUCAGCAGCACCCCCGGACCCAGCACCAUCGUCUUCAACAUCGGGUACCACCCCAGACCCGUCUGGAACGGCAAGCGCGAGACGAUCGAACAGAUCGCUCGCUGCAGCAUCUCCCUCCCCACCUCCUCCGUCCAAGUCGAGAUCGUCGGACGACACCAGGGGCUGUAUUCGAAAGCCCAGCUUCUGCGACUGAAGGACGGGCUCGAGAAGAUGCUCGAGCGGAAUCUGAAGGUCCUCUGUGAGGAGGGAGAUGGGACCAAGAAACUUGGGGAGAAGGAGAGGGGCUGUUUGCUGCAGGCGGCGUAUAGUGCGUAUCAUACUUGUCUAUGGGUGAUGCAGAAUCCUGUGAGGGGUCGGAGGUAA
Molecule: messenger RNA, 816 nt
Organism: Zasmidium cellare ATCC 36951
Lineage: Eukaryota; Fungi; Ascomycota; Dothideomycetes; Mycosphaerellales; Mycosphaerellaceae
Exons: 4
Coding region: 1-816 (271 amino acids)
Source: RefSeq, a predicted model, not a curated record